UCAGCCCAGGCCCGUUCUGGGAGCGGAGGAGCGUGGUGGCGUAUGGAAAGCACGGCGGAUGGGGAUGUUAAGUAGUUGCCAAUCGACUUGCGAAGGAAGUGCAAGCGAACGAUCGAUCGGGAAGGCCACGCUUCCGCUCUCAUUUGGCGAAUUGCAGGCAGCGCUACUGAGGCCAUCACGCAGCAGCAGCAGCAGCUCUUUACAGAUUCCACGGUGUUGCAGCCGAUCGAGGAAAAAUGCACGACUUCUGCUUUACGCUCCCCUAUGGAUUCGUGGUUCUUAUUGGAGGAGUGUUCGGAUUUCUGCGCAAAGGUAGCACGAGUUCGUUGCUUGGUGGUGCGGGAAGCGGGCUGCUACUGCUUUUGGCCGGAAAACUGAGCUUGGGCGCGUAUCAUAAUGGCCAGAACAGCUGGUUCGCUAUCUUCCUGGAAACAGUGGUCUCGUUGGCCCUGACAGUGGUAAUGGGACAGCGAUACAAGACGACUGGGAAGUUCAUGCCCCCUGGGCUGGUCUUCUUUAUUGGAGGUGUCAUGACCAUGUUCUACUUCUACAAGAUCGCCACGGGAGGCAAUCAUAUCGUGAAGAAGGACAAACCCUCAUAAGAUCGUCAGAUGACUCCAAGGAGCCACACUGUCAAAGCUGGGGCUUUAUGAGCAAGUUAGUUUAGGUUUAGUCCUUGUACUAAAAGCGAAAUCUGAAUAAACGGACUAUAUACUGGUAAUGUGUUUACUUAGACUGAAGUGAAUUUCCUUGUGCGUGACAUAGGUUUUAAGACUAUUCUUGUAAGUAUGUUUCCAAAAUAUACAUUCAUGUGGAAAUUAGACCCUUCUGUAAAUCGGGGUUCUUAAUCUGCACAAUCUAAUGCUCUGUGCUAAACUCCGAAGAACAUGUGGCAGCUAAGUUGUCUCCAAAAUAUAAGACAAAUCAGCUUCUGUAGAUCUUACAUCACAGUGAUCGAAUCGUCGAUGGUGUGCUAGUACACAUUUUCAAGUUUGGUU
Molecule: messenger RNA, 998 nt
Organism: Marchantia polymorpha subsp. ruderalis
Lineage: Eukaryota; Viridiplantae; Streptophyta; Marchantiopsida; Marchantiales; Marchantiaceae
Source: the annotation of a GenBank genome assembly